AAGCUCUAGCUGAAUCUCGCCUUGAUGGAGCACUACGAACGCCAUUGCCGCCCCGAACCGCCGUACAACUGCCUCGUCCCCUCCUCCGGCUGGGUACAAGAUUCCCGUCAGGUGGCCGGCCAGCCGGGACGAGGUGUGGAAGGCCAACAUUCCCCAUACGCACCUUGCCGAUGAGAAGUCUGAUCAGAGGUGGAUGGUGGUCAACGGGGAGAAGAUCAAUUUCCCAGGGGGUGGGACCCAUUUCCACUAUGGAGCGGACAAAUACAUAGUUUCCAUUGCUCAGAUGCUCAAGCUUCCGAACAACAAGCUCAACAGCGGCGGAAACAUUCGGAAUGUUCUUGAUGUAGGAUGUGGGGUAGCAAGCUUUGGUGCUUACCUUUUGCCUCUGGACAUCAUUGCUAUGUCGCUUGCACCUAAUGAUGUGCAUGAGAACCAGAUACAGUUUGCACUAGAGAGGGGGAUUCCAGCGACGCUUGGCGUGUUGGGGACUAAGAGGCUUCCAUACCCGAGCCGUUCAUUUGAGCUGGCUCACUGCUCUAGAUGUAGGAUAGAUUGGCUUCAGAGGGAUGGUAUUCUUCUAUUGGAGUUGGAUAGGGUGUUGAGACCAGGAGGGUAUUUUGUAUACUCCUCACCUGAGGCGUAUGCACAUGAUGAAGAAAAUAGGAGGAUAUGGAGUGCGAUGAAUGAUCUUGUGCAUAGGAUGUGCUGGAAAAUAGCAUCGAAGAAGAACCAGACUGUGAUAUGGAUUAAACCUUUGAGUAAUGGGUGCUAUUCGAGGAGAGAUCCAGGGACACGCCCCCCCUUGUGUAGUUCUGAUGAUGAUCCUGAUGCGGUUUGGAAUGUGCCCAUGGAAGCAUGCAUCACACCAUACUCCAAGAAGGUUAAUAGGGCAAAAGGUAGUGAACUUGUUCCAUGGCCGCAGAGGCUGAUUGCACCACCACCUCGUUUGGAAGAACUUGGCAUGAGUUCUGAGAAAUAUAAGGAAGACACUGAGGUGUGGCAUUGGAGAGUGAUACAAUACUGGAAGCAGAUGAAAUCCAAAAUUGAGAAGAAUUCUUUUAGAAAUAUAAUGGAUAUGAGAGCAAACCUUGGUGGAUUUGCAGCAUCUCUUGCAGACAAAGAUGUUUGGGUGAUGAACAUUAUACCUGUUCAUGAAUCCAGUAAAUUGAAGAUAAUCUAUGAUCGCGGUUUAAUUGGUACUAUCCAUGAUUGGUGUGAAUCAUUUUCCACUUAUCCUCGCACCUACGAUCUCCUUCAUGCUUGGCUCCUAUUCUCCAAGAUAGAAAAGCAAGGAUGUGGUUUUGAGGAUUUGCUCAUAGAGAUGGAUCGGAUACUGCGGCCUCAAGGCUUUGCCAUCAUCAGAGACAAAGUGUCUGUUAUAGAUUACAUUAAGAGGUACCUGCCAGCCUUGAGAUGGGAUGCAUGGUCAUCAGAAGUAGAACCCACAGUUGAUGCUCUCUCCUCGGGCAAGGAGGAGAGGGUUUUGAUUGUGCAGAAAAGGUUGUGGGAGGAAAGUCCUGUAAUGUUGUAAAAUGGAACAGAAACACCAUUUUGCAUCUCUUCUUUCCUUUGAUUUAUAUGUACGAUCAAGAUUCUGGAAUAGGGGUAGAAAUGGACGGUUGACCGCAACUCCAUAAGUAGAGAUUCCUGGAGGGUGUAAGGUUAAGAAGGCCUAAGACGGUGAUUUCACAGUUUGUUACACUCAUGAAGUUUAUGUAUGAUGGAAUUGUAAAUUAUGUUUUCUUUGUUUCCUGAGUAUUUGUUGUUACUUAUUGCUGUGUCUAUAGUCAAAGUAAGCAGGUAUUACCAGUUAAAACGUGGUAUUUUAUUCA
Molecule: messenger RNA, 1832 nt
Organism: Asparagus officinalis (garden asparagus)
Lineage: Eukaryota; Viridiplantae; Streptophyta; Magnoliopsida; Asparagales; Asparagaceae
Product: probable methyltransferase PMT9
Exons: 6
Coding region: 194-1531 (445 amino acids)
Cellular component (GO): endosome; trans-Golgi network; cytoplasm
Molecular function (GO): methyltransferase activity
Source: RefSeq, a predicted model, not a curated record